Molecule: messenger RNA, 3207 nt
Organism: Aspergillus campestris IBT 28561
Lineage: Eukaryota; Fungi; Ascomycota; Eurotiomycetes; Eurotiales; Aspergillaceae
Exons: 2
Coding region: 1-2886 (961 amino acids)
Source: RefSeq, a predicted model, not a curated record
AUGUCAAGAUACUUCCAUCCCGCCACCGGCCUUCUGGAUGACUCCGUGCUAGAGCCACCCUCGCCAGCGACGCCGUCUUGGGAGCAAGAGCUGCACAUCCGCGUUGUGGAGGGACGCGGGCUACGUGCGUGGUUGGAUAGGGCUGUUGAAUAUGGGGUGGGGGAGUGGAAGGAGGAUAGAACUCCCGUGGAUGGGUCGACUGCCUCCAACGUCGCGUCAAAACCACACCGCUUCGAAAGGUAUCGCUCAAUCGAAGUCAUGCUGCCGUUGACUACUGUCGUUGCCGUCGCCGUCGCCUGCGGUGUCGUGGUCAUUGUAAUUGCUGUCGUUGGUACCAUCGUCUGGAUUAGAAUCCGCCAGGAACGUCUCUCUCUCGUGGUUGCCCGAGCAGGCCAUGGCUGCAUUCGUCCCCACGGUCAUAGUCCGCCCUUCAACGAGGAAACGUUAACGGAGAUCUCUCGCGAAGAGGGCAGCGCGCUCAGACAAUACGGCCAGCUACCAUACGGAAGACCGUCGGAAUGGGGGUUGCUGGCUUCGCAGGAAAGCCUAUAUCGGUCACGCCACGAAUCGGACAGUUCAUCCAACCUAGCAGAGAAAGCUCGUGAUUUGCGCCGCUCUUUUUCAUGGUCCAAGACCCUGCGGCCAUCCAGGAGUCUCACCCGACCGCGCCAAGGGACCUGUUUGGCGCCAUUAACAGAGUCCAAUGAGAGACUCUCCCAAUUUUCUCCAGUUUCACCCUUGAAGGAACCGAUUUCGAUCUCGGCCGUCGAUGGCGCCCUGGAACUGCCCACCGAGACGACUCCUCGACAGACCCCCGAGAAGGACGAUGAUGGAAGCAUGGCGAACCCCGAUCCCACUAUCACCUACCAGCCAUCAAGCGUGUUCCCGUUACUCCGCCAGCAUGAACGUCCCAGCGGCCUGUUCCCGCUGAUCGAAGUGAGCCAUGAAGCGACAGGCCGAGUACGGGGAGGCAGCAUCACUGCCCAGACGGCUGGAGCCAUGCCAGAGCAUCCAGUGCCUCCGCCUCCGUGUGCCUACCCGCCCAAUCGCUUUCGUCUGUCAAAGAACGAUUCGAUGUGCUUUUCUUCGUUGAGUCUGGAGACAGCCGACAGUUCUAUACUGGAUGAGAGUCGACAGAACUACGCUGCCAUGGAAAGUGAAUUCACGUCUCCACAUCUGCCCCCUUGUCCUACAUUUGCACCGUACAGUGCCAACGACGUUGGGCGCACGGAAUACGAACGAAGGAACUUGCUUGCGCAGACCACAGGUCCUCCUACGUUUUUCUUCCCUGCAAUCUCCCCGACCAAAGAGGGCCGCAAACUCGAACCGGACCGCACCUCGCCACGCCGCAGCUUGACCGCACACAGUCCAUCCCAGUCAAUGGACCGGAUCAGUCCACCCCCACGCCGAAGCGAGUCCCUUUCGGCCAAAUCCUACCCAAGAAGAGACACCUCGUCGGUGCCGUACAUGGAUUUCAACCGCAUCCCUCCGCUGAACGCAGUGGGCCAGAACGCGGCCUUGGUGCCACAUUUUAGCCAGCUGCAGAGACAUUCCAUGUAUGGAGGGCCGCCACGAGAUGUAGACCCUUUCUACGGCGGCGGAUACACCGCGUACGGAAUUCCCAGGAAGCCAGACAAUCUCUUGCUCACAGAAGGCGUUGUGCCGGCCUCCUACGGCCAUCUCAGGCCGCCGCUCCCCUCCGCCCUGAAAGGGGGCAGCGGCCCUCGCAAAGGCCACCGGCGACAGAACUGCGUGCGCAUCUCUAUCCACCCCCCGAUCACCUUUGGCGGACCGGCAUUCUCCCCCAUGGUGGAGGAACCGGAGGACGCCGAGGGGUUUGAUAUGAGUCGGUCAGAGGUCCCCGAGCUCGCCACGCCCAAUACCGCGCUCAGCUCUACCGUCUCCCCAGCGGGUCGCAAAUGCAACGGGACUCCAAAAGGGCAGCAAACCACCGAAAGUACCAGUAGCCCCGGACGGACGAGGAAGCACAAGCGCGGUCCUUCAACAGACAGCACUAUCGAUAUAACCAUGGCAGCCGCCGCCCCAGGAAACGAGAAGACCCUACCAGAAAUUCAGACCACCAUUCUGCCCACCACCGAAGUAACGCAUAUGCCGCAGACACCAUCUCCAGACAAGAGCGCCUCAGCAUGGAUGGUGACUAACUCGGAUGUCUCGCCAGCCGCGCCUGAAACCCCCUUCGGACCUAGGAGCUCCCGGCGCUCGAUCGUCAAAGGGCCGCGCAGCCAGCCGGCAAAGUCACCGACGCAACGCAACAGAAGUCGCUCGUCAGGGCCACUAGGGGAGAGCACGAGUGCCCAACCUACAGGAGUGGCAGCGGCCUCGCCCGCGCAAUCCACCCGCAACCACAGCACGAGAAGGGAGCAGCUGCGGAUAUCGACCGGCUCACUUCAGCGCACUAGAAGCAACGCGCCGUCCCCGACGUCCCUCCACGAGCGCAGCAUCAGCGAACCAACUGAUUAUUCUGAGAAAUUUACCCAAACGACUCAGCACCAAUCAAAGCAACAAUCGUCAUGCCAGCAGCCACAGCUCGAUAUCCCCAAACCAACCUCCAGCCCAAACAACAAACCCAACAAUAGCAACAACAUCGUCGUCCCAAUCUGGGAAGACAGCAAAAGCCCCGCCCGCAAACCCCCAGCAAACCCCUUCCAGACCGACGAACCCGUCGAACUCCCAGAUACAUCUCCCCGACGACCCCCCGAACGCACCAAGAGCCGCGCCAGCGCCAGCACCAGCCAGCAGCGCAAGCCGCGCCGAACCUCCUCACGACAGGGUUUCACGACCCCGACGAAGAAGGCUAUAGGGUUGGGGAUUGGGGCGGCGACGCCUGGGAGUUUGUAUGAUGGGGAUGGGUUUUUGAAGGAGUGAUUGGGGGAGUGGUUUGGCUGGUGUGUGCGUUGGUUUGGCAUUUUAUUGUAGGAGUGUUUUGGCUUUAUUGGGGGAGUAUGGAUGGCGUUGGUGAUGGAUGGGUGGGUAUUCUCAUUUUGGCUGUGGUUUUGUCGUUCAUUUGUUUUCGUUUUGGGUGUAUUCUCUGGCUAUGUUCUUUGGCUGUUCUUUUGCGGGAAUGCUUGAUUUUGAUUUUGAUAUCCACCUGCGCUGUGAAUGGGUGCUCCUAAAUAUGGGGUUGAUACCAUCUUCGAGUGUGUUUCUUUCUUUGGUUUGCUGUAUCCAACUUACACAUCUUAUACU